AUGAGGAUGCUAUCUUGGAACUGUCGGGGCCUUGCAAAGGACUCGAUAGUUCAAGCCCUCCGGGGCUGGGUGAGAAGAUAUAGGUCAGAGUGUAUCUUUCUCAUGGAGACCAAAGUUCAAAAGGAUCGAAUGGUGGAGGUGGCUAGAAGUCUUGGUUUUACAGGGUAUGCGUGUAUCCCUGCUAUUGGUAUUGCAGGUGGCUUUUGUUUUUUAUGGAAUAGGGACAUUAAUCUUCAAGUUAAGUGGGUUGGAGAUGAUAUUUUCCAAGCUAUAGUUCAUGAUCACCAAUCCUUGAGUCCCUGGAAUAUUUUUGCAGCUUAUGGAACCCCAUAUAGUCAUCUAAAAGAGGAAUUCUGGGGUAAUCUUGAUGUUAUCAUUAAAAGUUGUGAUGAACCCUGGGUUCUCAUUGGUGAUCUAAAUUGCAUCAGUGAUCCGAUGGAGAAAUUGGGGGGCCGCAGGACAAGAGGCACAGACUAUAGAUGGCUUAAUGAAUUUUUAUUUUCUAAUGGAGGCAUUGACUUGAGAUAUAAAGGAGGCAAUUUUACUUGGCACAACAACAGAUUCUCUGGAGGUCUAGUCAGAGAAAGGCUCGAUUGGGCUAUUGGUUCGCCUGAAUGGGUGGUGACUUUUCCGGAUGCAGGAGUUCUCAAUUUCCCAAUCACGGUUUCUGAUCAUGCGCCUAUUCUACUCGACACUGUUAUGUACAGAAAGAAAGAAUUCAUCCCUUUCAGAUUCUAUGAAGCUUGGACCUCUCAUAAAUCUUGUGAAGAAGUGGUGAAUCGAGUUUGGCAUCAUUCCGACCCUGGAGUCACUCACUUAAUACGUAAUGUGGAUAAUACCAAAAGAAGUUUGCAAGCUUGGAAAAAUAAUGCUUUAGAAGAUUGUGAGGAGUCAAUUCGGAAACUGGAAAGUAAAUUAAGGUGGCUUCAGAAUCAAGACAUAAACGAUCUCAGAUGCAAGGAAGAAGCUGAAACUCAUGAGCUUCUUAAAAUAGCCUGGAGCCAACAAGAGAGUCAAUGGUGCCAACGAUCUAGAGAAAUUUGGCUGAAACUUGGAGAUAGAAGUUCUCCUAACAACUUAUUGUCGUGUACUCCAUCCCUGGAAGAGAUUAAGCAGACAGUUUUUGGAUUUCAUCCACUGAAGGCCCCUGGACCCGAUGGGUUCUCAGGGGUUUUUUUCCAGCAUUAUUGGGAGCAAGUGGGAAAUAGUGUGUGCUUUGGGAUUCAAGAGAUAUUCAAUACUGGAUCGCUGCCAAAAUCAUAUCUAAUCGUCUCAGACCUUUCAUGGAAGAGCUCAUUUCGCCGGUUCAGUCAGCCUUCAUCCCGGGAAGGUGGAUUGCAGAAUCCUCCAUCCUUACACAAGAAAUCAUCCACAAAAUCUGACACAAGACUGGCAGGGGGUUUGAUGGCGAUGAAAUUAGAUAUGCACAAGGCAUAUGACAAGAUGGAAUGGUCUUUCAUAAAGAGAGUUCUUGAGGCAAAUGGUUUUGAUGAGAAAUGUUGUAGGUUAAUCUUGAGUUGCAUAUGUGGAGUCUCCUACUCUGUUCUCCUCAACGGAAGUCCGCUUAAAAAGUUCUCUCCUCAACGUGGUCUCCGUCAAGGCGAUCCAUUGUCCCCAUUUAUUUUCCUUCUAUGUCAAGAAGUUCUUUCAAAGAUUCUUCUUAGGGAGGAAAACAGAGGAAAGAUUCAUGGGAUCAAGAUCUCAAGGAAUGCCCCCCCGAUAACUCAUUUGAUGUUUGCUGACGAUACCAUUCUCUUCUGUCGAGCAAAUGAAGGAGAGGCUAAGGAAAUGUUAAACUAUCUGGCCAGGUACGAAUCUUGGUCUGGCCAAGUAUGCAGCAAACCAAAAUCUAAUGUUCUUUUCUCCAGGAACUUACACAGCCACAAGAAAGAAGCCAUCCUAAAUUGCUUAGAUAUCAAUCAAGCUAGUGGGGAUGAAAGAUAUUUGGGAAAUCCUUUCAUUUUUAAAAGAAGAAGAAAAGAUGAUUAUUCAAGGUUGAAAGAGAGUCUCAUGCGAAGAUUAGAAGGAUGGAAGACAAAAUUUCUCUCAUACUCGGGUAGACUGGUUUUGAUCAAGUCCAUUGCUGCUUCAAUUCCUAUUUAUUCGAUGUCGACAUCCAGGGUCCCUGUGACAACGUGCAGAGAAAUGGAUUCGAUGGUCAGAAAGUUUUGGUGGUGUGGGAAUAAGGAGAAGGAUCGAUUUAUGGCGCUUAAGUCUUGGGAUCAAAUUUGUCAACCAAAGGAGAGUGGGGGCCUUGGCCUGCAGAGAUUUGAAGACAUAAAUAAUGCCCUUCUGUCCAAGCUGUCAUGGGGUAUUGCAACUCAGGAAAAUAAGCUUUGGGUUGAGUGUCUCAUGAAGAAGUACUGUGGGUCUCAAAACUUUUGGACAGUUCAAUCAAAGGACUGUGAUUCGGCCAUUUGGAAAAGUAUUGUCCAGGCAAGAAGUACGAUAUUGAAAGGAGUUACUACACUUUUGGGAACUGGGUGUUCUGUGGAUUUUUGGCACCUUCCUUGGAUUCCCUGGUUAAAUUAUAAUGAAUUUAAAGAUCUGAUGAGGAGCAUUAAAGGGAAGGGGUAUACUGCAAAAAAAGUGGCAGAUGUAUCUGAAGGUAGUGAGUAG
Molecule: messenger RNA, 2619 nt
Organism: Cannabis sativa
Lineage: Eukaryota; Viridiplantae; Streptophyta; Magnoliopsida; Rosales; Cannabaceae
Exons: 3
Coding region: 1-2619 (872 amino acids)
Molecular function (GO): catalytic activity
Source: RefSeq, a predicted model, not a curated record